Clupea harengus (Atlantic herring) is the source of this 1043-nucleotide messenger RNA. RefSeq names its product mitochondrial ribosomal protein L27 (gene mrpl27). NCBI's taxonomy places the organism in Eukaryota, Metazoa, Chordata, Actinopteri, Clupeiformes, Clupeidae. The record is from RefSeq and is a predicted model, not a curated record. Gene Ontology annotation, molecular function: structural constituent of ribosome. Gene Ontology annotation, cellular component: ribosome; mitochondrial large ribosomal subunit. Gene Ontology annotation, biological process: translation.
UAGGUGGCAGUAAUACAGUUAAAAGUGCCCAGUCUGCCAAUAACCUCUAAAGAAGAAGAAGAUCCACUAUGGCGGCGCCCGUGUCCUUGGUUUCACGAUUUAAAAUUGGUGGGUUGCUCUCCCUUCAGUCUUCUGUCGUGGUGAGUGCGCGGUAUGCGUCGAAGAAAUCAGGAGGCAGUAGUAAGAACCUUGGAGGAAAGUCUCCUGGACGCAGAUAUGGCUACAAGAAACUAGACGGUCAUUUUGUACAUGCCGGAAACAUUGUUGCAACACAGAGGUUGAUGCGCUGGCAUCCUGGAGGUCAUGUUGGAAUUGGGAAAAACAACACCCUGUAUGCCUUGGAGGAUGGCACUGUUCGGUUCACUAAGGAGGUGUUCAUUCCUCUGCCUCACAGUGCUGAGGCAAAAGACAUGAUCUCAAAGCUGCCACAAGGAGCUGUGCUGUACAAGAGCUUUAUCAGUGUGGUUCCAAAGAAGCAGGAAAUUACCUUUAAACUGGUCGGUAUGUUGUGAGAGUGAGCUCCAACCUCAGAACAGUUCCAAGAUCUCAAGAACACCUGGAGUUUUUUACUUUAAAACCUUGAAGAAAAGCUUGCCCUUUUGAAGUUAAGAUAUUUAAAGAAUAUGACCAGUCAGCCUCACAAUUUGUAAGAUUGAUGUACAUUUUAAGUGUGCUGGGCUCUGUUUGGGAUCAUCAUCAUUUAGACUGUUUAGUAAGUGUGACUACCCUAAUGCUUGAAUCUUUGUGUUCAAUAAAGUAUAUUCAGCCAACCAAGCAAAAAUCUGCCUAAAAUUGUCCUAACCAUGAAAACUAUUUAGUUCAUAAAUCCUUAUUAUUUGUAAUCAUAUGCUUUGUUUUGUUAUAGCCAAAGUGUAUUCCUGAUUUCCCCAACAUGUACAUUUUGGAAAUGUUUUAAUACGUCUGGAAUGCAAGUCGCACACAAUGUUCUGAGAGGAUGUACAGUAUUAACAUGGCACCAUUGGUUUAAAGCACUUUUCAAGCUAACAGUUAAAAAGAAAAUAAAGAAUUCUUUGUUGUCUUUG